AUGGAGCUCUGCGCCAACGAGCCCGUGGUGGGCGCGCCGCCCGCGCGCAGCGACAACUCGACCUGGAGCUUCGUGCAGAUGAACAUGACGCUGCUGCCCAUUGCGCGGCCGCUGCCGGUCAGCGUCUCCCACAGGUUCCAAGAGGGCGCGGCGCUGGCCGGCGUCAAGCCCUGCACCCCCACGCAGAAACUGCACCACCGACUACGUCAACACACCAGCAACAUUAGUCCGAGACGACACGACGUCGACUGCAACACUCCACGAAGUGAUAGUGGAUACUCCAGCGACCCGGCGAGGCAAACUCCGUUAGGCUACAGCCCGCUGCACCGCAGCGCCAGUUUGUCCUCGGGCUGUGUCGCCAAGGGGCUCUACAAGGGCAAACGCAUCCUGGAGCUACAGGACGAAGAUCGCCGACUGCACCCGGACGAUCGCAUCACGGCCCCGUCGCCGUCCAAGCGGAGCAAACACCAACCAUAG
Molecule: messenger RNA, 477 nt
Organism: Phytophthora sojae
Lineage: Eukaryota; Oomycota; Peronosporomycetes; Peronosporales; Peronosporaceae
Exons: 2
Coding region: 1-477 (158 amino acids)
Source: RefSeq, a predicted model, not a curated record